Messenger RNA from Pyricularia oryzae 70-15, 459 nucleotides. RefSeq lists its product as uncharacterized. The record is from RefSeq and is a predicted model, not a curated record. NCBI's taxonomy places the organism in Eukaryota, Fungi, Ascomycota, Sordariomycetes, Magnaporthales, Pyriculariaceae. The transcript has 2 exons. Bases 1 to 459 code for a protein of 152 amino acids.
AUGGAUGGAGCCAAAGAAAAAUCAUCGACAAGUCACAAAAUCUACCAGAGAAGUCAUGGUAUCCACACCGAGGAGAGCCAGGGAUUUGUCCAACUGUUACCUUCUCCCGACCCCCUGGCGACGCUAAGAUGUAAUCUCGACUUGACCAACCUCAAAGAAGACACGGUCCCGUACGAGGUCCUGUUGUACACAAGAGGAAACGACAUCCUGCUCGACGUCUUGCGCAUGGAAGGCGACCAACGAGGGACCAUGAGCCGUGUUAAGAAUAACCAAGAGCCUCUCUGCCACGAUCCGAGACACAAACACAAGCACCCCAUCCUCUGGCUCGACGCCAUCUUCAUCAAACAGCAAGACGACAACGACAAGAGCAAACGGACCCCAUCCAAGUCUGACAUCUACCGCGGUACCACCAUGUCACCGUAUGAGCAGGCAGCAAAACCGAGGGCGAGGCGACGAUGA